CAAGUGUUCAAUUGGACCCCAGCUUCCGGAGCUUCAACAUUCGUAGCUUCGACGACGACGCACGAACGACCCGGCAACUCGGCGAGCUGUAACGAUACAACGCCACCACCACUGUUACCUCUCGCAUCCUCCCUGCAGCUCCGGCCAGACUCGCCAGGCGCGCUUGAACCGAAAUCAUGCGCUUCCUCAACGCCCUCGUCCUUGUCGCUGCCGGCACAGCUUCCGCUGCCUCAUCGUGGGGCUUUGACGAUGCCACCUUGACCGUUGGCAGCCGGAAAGCCGGCGACGCAGCAGCUGGCCCGGCCAUCAAGGAGAAGUUCAAUCAGAAGUCGCCACUCACCAGCAGCGUCCCAUUCGGCACAGGCGAGACGCUCAAAGUCACGCUGACUGCUCAAGAAAAGGGCAAAGGAAAGCGCCCACACCAAGCGUUUCUCAUCCUGCGCGAGGCGACCACCGGUGUCGAGGCUCCCUUCCCUCUGACGGUCAAGGACAAUGGCAAGGCGACUGUGGAGAUUAAACAGACCGACCUGCCGAUCCAGCAUUUGACUUCGACCGAAAACCUCUCUGCCUCUCUCGUGCUGGCUUCGUUCGGCUCCUCGCAAGGCUUCAACUCGCCCGUAUUCGAUAUCGCCGUCAAGCACGACCCGACCGCAAAAGUGGCCAAGUACGAGAAGCCCUUGCGCUAUGGCAAGCUCGCGGAGAUCCACCACAUUUUCCGCGCCGACCCCAAGAGCCCGCCCAAGAUCAUCUCACUCGUCUUCGUCCUCGCCGUGCUGGCCACGAUUCCCGCUGUUCUCAUUGGGUGGAUCGCACUCGGCGCCAACGUCGACCACCUCUCCAAGGCCCUCAGUGCCGCGCCCAUAUCGCAUGCCGUCUUCUUCGGCUCCAUCAUCGCCAUGGAGGGCGUCUUCUUCCUGUACUACGUCUCGUGGACGCUCUUCCAGGUCCUCCCCGUCAUCGCCCUCGUCGGCACGGCCACAUUUCUCAGCGGCACCAAGGCCCUCGGCGAGGUCCAGAGCCGUCGUCUCGCGGGCGAGCGAUGAAACAAAGCCCCGUGUGUGUGUGUGGAGGGAGGACUUUCCUGCGAUUUGCAGAAAAGACAAAGGAAAAGCUUGAGACCAGGAAAGGACACGAUACCGAAAGCCAAUGGUCACGAAACAAACCGGUGAGAAUGCGGCGUGAUGCGUUCUGCUGUGUGUCGAUUUUUCCCUUACGUUCCAGCCAUGGUGUAGAGGAUUCCCCCAUAAAAGGAGAGGUUGUGCUUUUAUGAGUCUCAGGCUUUUGUACAUAUAGACGAUUAAAGAAAAACACCAUCACAACAUGACAAACAGGAUCUGCAGCUGA
Molecule: messenger RNA, 1344 nt
Organism: Microdochium trichocladiopsis
Lineage: Eukaryota; Fungi; Ascomycota; Sordariomycetes; Xylariales; Microdochiaceae
Product: Oligosaccharyltransferase subunit Ribophorin II-domain-containing protein
Exons: 4
Coding region: 177-1043 (288 amino acids)
Biological process (GO): protein N-linked glycosylation
Cellular component (GO): membrane; oligosaccharyltransferase complex
Source: RefSeq, a predicted model, not a curated record